AUGUAUAGCCAAGCUGCUGUAUUGGUCCGCCAGGAAACUGAGGCUCUUCGUAUCUCGAGUGAACAGCUGCAAGUUCUUGGGCAGCUUGUUACUGAGCUUGAGCGGCUGGAGGCACUGCAUCAUGAAAAUGCUGACGGGCCUUUACCUGGGCCCGAAGCUCAGACGCAGGACCAGAUCCCUGCUGGCAGCCCCGACUUGCCGGACGGUGUUGCCAUCCCUCCGGGAUGGACACUGAUGCCGCUACAGCGGCUGGAUAAUCAACAUCGCAUCCAGCCUACUAGCACACAACGCUCGUCGCGGGCUUCGUCUGCCGGCCCUGCCACAUCGUCGCUGGGUGAGGAGCGCACACCUCACACUCCCACAUCGCACCCAGCUCCUACAUCACAGCCAACCCAACGAAGCAAUGUCCCCGUUCUGGAGAGAAUUCCUGGGACCAAUAACUUUCGUCUUGCUGGGUCCAACAACGGCGGAGCAGCGCCGCGGCCUGAACCGACAGCCGUGCCUGGUGAUGCGCCGGCUGUCGUUUCAGCGGCUGGCAGCACCCGGUCUUCGGAGGGAAGCGACAGUCGUGGUAGCGCCGCGUUAGAAGAUGAAGACGAAGGCCCUAGUGAAGAUGAGGCGGAGUUUGGCGAAAGCAGUAAAGCUGCAGGCAAGGCUGUCACCAUGGAGGACGUUUCUGAAGAAGAAUGA
This is a messenger RNA of Cordyceps fumosorosea ARSEF 2679, 690 nucleotides long. Its product is annotated as RING finger protein. Lineage: Eukaryota; Fungi; Ascomycota; Sordariomycetes; Hypocreales; Cordycipitaceae. The transcript has 2 exons. The record is from RefSeq and is a predicted model, not a curated record. The coding region runs from base 1 to 690 and encodes 229 amino acids.